This is a messenger RNA of Gryllus bimaculatus (two-spotted cricket), 4792 nucleotides long. The record is from the annotation of a GenBank genome assembly. NCBI's taxonomy places the organism in Eukaryota, Metazoa, Arthropoda, Insecta, Orthoptera, Gryllidae.
AAAAAUGGGAAUUAAAGCAGCCCCCCCCCCUCCAAAAAAAAAAAAAAAACAACUCGCAUAUUGGGAUGCAAUGAUUAUGAUGCUGUUAUGAUCAUGAGAAAGUUCAGAUUUCACAAAAUAUGCUGUUUUUUUCUUUUUUCGUGGUUCCACCACACCUAAAUUAACUAGCUCUUUACUAUGCUUCAAAUACUAAACAACCAAGCCUCUUUGGUACAAAGAAAAAAUUAACAUUAAAAACUAUUUCUUAGAUCUACUUUUUAGUAAGAUUGCAUGUCUGAACAAUGGUAAACAUUUAAAAGGGUUAAAGCAGUAAGAAAAAUAUCACAAAUAAUUGUUUGAACUUGACCAUUUCAUUUCUUCCUUAGACCCUCACAGGGAGAUACAAUGAUGAAGAGGUGGGCCUGUUAUAUUUAUAGAAAUAAAAUGAAUUUGCCAGGUACAGAACACAAGAAUAAUAUAACCAAUCCGUUUUCAAGUUUGAAAGGAUUGCUUUUGUUAAUAAAUAGCUUGGGGAGUAGGUGUGAAUUUUUUUUCUUUUCUGAAAAAGAAAAUAUCUAUAAGUUGGGCCAGAAAUUACUUACCACACCACAAAAUUUAAUUUAAUUAUCUAAAUUUUAAAUGCAACACAAGAAUGUAAAUAUCCAUCUGACUGAUCAAAUUGUGGCUCCAUUCAUUUUGCCAACUUUAUUAUAUCACAUGAAAAUUCACUUGAAUCAUUUUAUUUGGGUGGCUAUUUUCUGGCAACAUCGCAAAAAAUUCAAGACAAGUUUCAUUCACCUUAAAAUGAAACCUGCCUUUCAACGAAACAGUUUGAAAUACUUGUAGUUGACCCAACAGAAAAAUGGUAGAUGAAAUAGCUGCAUAAACUACACACAAAACAGUGAUUAGAUUUACUCUUUGAAAUAAUGUUGUCAUUAUCUAUAAUACAAAACAAUGUGUUGUCUAGCAUCAGACCUAUGUGCAACAUGCUUCACUUUAGCAAGGAAAAAUUCUGCAUGUCAGAAUCACUGAAUUAUCGUACACCACAUAAAAAUAAAUUGACACAUACUGCAAUUACCUCUCCCUAAAUGUUAAAUGCAAUGGCAGUGAAUUGUACUAAAAAUUAUGUGUAAGCUGCAUAAUCUCUAAACUAAUAUAAUUAACAUCUUUUCUUCAAAUUAAAUAAUAUUUCAGGGCUCUCUUCUUCUCUGCCCUUUUUUGAACUGAUAUAUCUGAAAUAAUUUUAAGAUUUCGAGAAAUACUCCUAUAUAUUACAAAUGUAGAAAAUGAAAUUUUACUAUUACAUAUUAAAUUUAAAAAAAUAUCUAUUAAUAUUUUCACAUACUAAUUGAAAUAUAUCCUCAAUGAAACAGGAUAAGUGACAUCCAUUUUAAUGUAUGUGACCAUCAGGAGAUGAAUUUUUACGGGUCCAUUAAUGUCAUUUCAUGCUGCAUUCCACCCACCAAUUCUAAUCAACCCAAAUAAAGAUGAUAAUUUUCAACUGGAUUCACACAUUUGAAUAAAAAAUUAUUGAAAUCAAUAUACAUAUUAAAAUAAUGAUUAUAAGAGUAAAUGGAUCAAAAUCUACAAAUCCAGGCCCUACUGAUCAUACAGCUAAAACUUAUUUGUUUAACAAACACUAAAUACUUAAUUGUACACUCAAAAAUACUCAAUUGUAUAGACAAUUCGAAACCCACACUAUACUAAUUUUCUUCUACUGUAGAUUAUGCAACUUCUAUCUGUAAAACAUUCAUUUUUAAACAGCAUAUCUAUAUCUAAGAUACUAUUAUACAACAAAAUGACAUUUUUACAUAACUAUGAUAUCAAGAAAUAACCAACUUAAAAAUUGAAGUUUAAAAUCAUAGUAGAUUCUUCAAAUUCCAAAAAGUGUUUAACAUAUGUAAUACUUUACAGAUGUUACAGAAGGAUAACGUGACAGAAGGAUAACAUACAAUAUUCUAUCACAUAAAUGACAGCAAGACUUCUUUCAAUAGGUAAUACCCAAAUGAAAAACUACUCACCUUAUCUUUUUUGUCCUGCCUAGCAUAUGGAAAACAAGGUAUAACUGCAGUCACUCGAGAAGCUGAUGCGAUUUUGCAGGCAUUUAUCAUAAUAAGAAGUUCCAUCAAAUUAUCAUUUACUUCUCCACUGCCACUUUGCACAAUAUAAACAUCUUCCCCACGAACACUCUCUCCAAUUUCCACACAGGUCUCCAAGUUGCUGAACUUUUUUGUUACAACCUUUCCAAGAUCUAUUCCCAAUCUAUCAACAAUUCUUUGCGCGAGGUCGGGAUGAGAAGUCCCGCUAAAAACUUUUAUGUUUGGCAUUCUGCUGCGAAGAUGAACGCUUGGCCUUUCUAAGUUCGCUCGGAUCAAACUCUUGGCACGUACUGGAUCCGACAAGACGGGCAUUACUGUAAGCAAGCACGUGACCAAUCACUGUUUAGCGGAAUGAGAUUUACAUCACUUCCUUUCUCAGAGAUCCCAUUCUCGUUCUCCACCCAUGAUGUGGGUAGGCAGCCUGAUCGUGGUGACUUGAACUGGUCAAACUAGAUUGACUAAUCUUUGCUAUUUCAAAAAUAAUUAUAUUUAUACCACAAAAGUUAAACUUAAACAUUAUGUUAUUUUAUCACCAGCUUUUUAUUUUAAAAUAGGUUUUACUUUACAUUUUGAUCGUAGCUUGCUUGAUUCCCGGUUAAUUACAUCCCUUUGAUCAGACGGUAACGAUUCAGGAAGCGGUGUUGUAUUGUGCAGCUGUGAAAUGCUGUGUAAGAAAAGUUAAAUUCGUGUUGGGAAACCCGUGAACUGAAUGGGAAGCGUGCCUAAAAUUGUUUGUGUUUUAACAUUAAAUUUAAGAUAUGUGUUAAAGAAGACCAUAAAGUGCAGCCAUGGCAAACAUAGCAGCUCAAAGAAUCAAACGAGAAUUUAAGGAGGUUAUCAAAAGCGAAGAGGUAGCAAAAUGUGCUAUAAAAGUUGAACUAGUUAAUGAUAAUUACACAGAACUUAAGGGAGAGAUUGCUGGCCCUCCGGAAACACCAUAUGAAGGUGGAACCUUUGUAUUGGAAAUAAAAGUUCCUGAAACUUAUCCUUUCAAUCCACCAAAGGUUCGAUUUAUUACUAAAAUUUGGCAUCCAAAUAUUUCAUCUGUAACAGGUGCAAUAUGCUUGGACAUUUUAAAGGAUCAGUGGGCAGCUGCGAUGACGUUGCGAACAGUACUUCUGUCAUUGCAAGCCCUUUUGGCAGCUGCUGAGCCAGAUGACCCACAGGAUGCGGUAGUUGCCAAACAAUUUAAAGAAAAUCAAGAUAUGUUCAAGCAAACAGCCCGCCAUUGGACAUCUAUAUAUGCAGGAGGGCCCCAUCGAAAUACUGAAUUUGACCUCAAGAUUCGACGACUUACUGAUAUGGGCAUUGAAGACCAUCAAGCAAGAGUAGCUUUAUCAUCAUAUAAUUGGGAUCUAGAAAGAGCAACUGAACAGUUGUUCAGUUAGUUAUUUUAAAGACAUUAAUAUUUCUGAUCAGGGAAUGGUACAUUAUCACAUAUUGUGCCCUGUUACUUUGCUUUAAAAGUUACAUUUUUUUAUACAUAGUGUCAUUUUGAAUAUGUGAUUAGAAAUGACACCCUAAACUGUGCUGUGGGCAAGAGGAAGAGGAAUAAAGGAUUCAGGAUGGUUGCAACUUUUUAACUACCCUUUAUUCCAUUGUUACAUUUCAGCCAGCUUUAGUUUGCAUUUGUUCCUUCCUUAUAUUUUAGAAAUCAAUUAACGCAGUGUGCAGAAGCAUAAAUAAUACACCUGAAACACCACUGUAUUUAUUCAUUAUGAACAAACAUUUAAAGUGUUUGCUUCUUUUUUGUUACUUUCUCUAGCCAUUGGAAUGCUCUGGAUGUUUGGUGUGUGUGUGUGUGUGGGGUGCUUAAAAUUUUUAUUGUCUCAAUGCCAUUGCAGGUUACACCUUGUAAUUAAAGCCCAGAACAGUAAUUCAUUCAUAAUAAUAAUAAUAAUUGAAAUUCAUUAAACCAGGUAAUAUUAUGAGCAGGAUUUGUGAAAUUGUUGCUCAUAUAAAGUAAUUAUUUUGUUGUGUUAAUUUGAUAGCUUUUGAGGGGAAAAUAAAUCAAAAAUUCUCAAGAUUUGUGACUAUUGCACACCUGAUUCCAGUGUGUGUCUCCUGAAAUAUGACAGAAUAUAGUUUCUCAACAAGAAUGUUUCAACCAGCACAUGAACCAAAUCUCCAGUGUUAACAUCCUUAAAAAUUUUGUUAUAUUUGUAUGUGUCACAGAGUUGUACAUAUAUUGUAAUUUUUUAGACAAUUGUGUGUCGUCAAGUAAUUGUAUAAAAUUAAGUCAAAAAGUAAUAUAAUGAUGUGAAAACGUUUAUCCACUGUGCUGCACUUAGUUAAAUGAGAAGUUUUAUGCAAAUGAUGUAGGCAGUUCAGGCAUCUUAAAAUAUUGAAACCUUCAUAAGAAGGUGCACUCCUGUUGUGUAAUUCUUUAACAUUUCUUGUAGGUGAUUGUAUAGAACAUAAGAUCAUCCUGGCUUAUUUAUUUGUAUUUUCAAAGUUUCAAUUGAAAUAUUUGAUAUGUUGUUAAGUUGCACAUGGAAUACUGGAAGAGGAGGUUGUGUACAUUUGUGUAUUAUUGUUAUGGUCUAGGAUUUUUUUUUUUAUAUUUUUUUAAAAAAAAAUUAAUUUUAGUUUUGUCUUUACUUAUAAGAAUAUUCAUAUCCCUUGAAGCUACUUGCAUAGUUGAUUAAAGUCUCUUAAAAAAUAAAAUGUUAUGUUUAUUUUGAUUCUACAAAUAUUCCUUAUCAGGAGGGGGG